AUGACUGAUGUGCAGCUUUGUCAGAACCAAACCUCCGGGGAGAUACUACUCACCCAGCUCCAAGAUGCGAUCACGCAGUACGAUGCUACUGCCGGAUUCUCCUGCAGCGGAUCCCUUAACAUCAGCUACACCAAGCCUAAUAGGUUUGACAAGGCAGAAAAGCCAACAUGCCCCGAGCCUGCCAUAUUCUGGCAUACGGGCAAAGUAGGCAAGCGCCUUACUCUCGCCGGCCGCUACACCACUCCAAAGCCUUGGGAAAAUAGUCUGGAUGAGUUGGUGGAAGAUUGCCGACCCGCCACUUUCGGACGCGACGGCAAAGAUGUGUUGGAUGAAAAGAUUCGCAAGGCCGGGGCGAUGGAAGCCAGCUGCUUUGCAACCAAUUUUAACCCUUACGACUGUGGCAUUGUGGACGCCAUUGGCCGUAAACUCCUGCCCAGCAUCGUCAGAGCGGGAAAGCAACAAGCCGUGGAUCGGUGGGGUGUUUUGGCCAAGCUCUAUAAGCUGAACGUGUAUUCCGCCCCAUCAGGCAUGUUCAAACCGCACGUCGAUACUCCCCGUGGGCACACUCACUUUGGUUCGCUCGUGGUAGCACUGCCAACGACGUAUGAAGGCGGCCAAUUGCGCGUUGUCUCGAAGGGAAGGGAGACUGUAGGCCUCGAGCAACCUAAAUGGAGCUAUCCUCCGAGUAUUCGAUGGAUUGCUUUCUACAGCGAUUGCGAGCAUGAGGUUCUGCCAGUUACAGCCGGACAUCGCGUCACGCUCACUUAUGAACUCUGGGUUGCCGACUACCUUGACGGCCUUACCCAAUCUCAAGCCAAAACACCAGGUUCAGCACUCUACGCUAUCUAUGAAAGGACCAAAGCCAUGCUCUCAUGCCUACAUCUACUUAGGUACGGUGGGGUUAUCGGGUACUGGUGCGCGUACCAGUACCCUGAGACAUUUAUUGGUACAGAGUACUACGAGCGCUAUCUGCACCCUUAA
This is a messenger RNA of Fusarium keratoplasticum, 981 nucleotides long. Its product is annotated as Fe2OG dioxygenase domain-containing protein. The record is from RefSeq and is a predicted model, not a curated record. The transcript is spliced from 2 exons. Bases 1 to 981 code for a protein of 326 amino acids. Lineage: Eukaryota; Fungi; Ascomycota; Sordariomycetes; Hypocreales; Nectriaceae.